Molecule: messenger RNA, 1404 nt
Organism: Struthio camelus australis
Lineage: Eukaryota; Metazoa; Chordata; Aves; Struthioniformes; Struthionidae
Source: RefSeq, a predicted model, not a curated record
GGAUUACAAACAGCAUUCGUCAAGAAACAGGUUAUUCAGUGAUCCUGUGGGUCUGCCCGUCUGCCGAGUGAGCUGUAACCUCUGCCUUUCCAGGGAUCGGUCGCCAUGGAGGAUGUGGAGUCGCGCUUCCUGCACCUCCUGCAGCCCAUUCGCGAUCUCACCAAGAACUGGGAGGUGGAUGUGGCUGCUCAGCUGGGGGAGUACCUGGAGGAGUUGGACCAAAUCUGUAUUUCCUUUGACGGCGGCAAAACCACCAUGAAUUUCAUAGAAGCAGCUCUGUUAAUCCAGGGCUCUGCCUGCAUCUACAGUAAGAAGGUGGAAUAUCUCUAUUCUCUGGUCUAUCAGGCACUUGACUUCAUUUCCAACAAAAAACGGGAAAAGCAGCCCAGCUCUGUGGGGGAGGAUGGCAAAGAUGCUGAUGCAAGCUUUGGGACUGAGGAGGAAGAGUUCCUCUCCCUGGAUGACAUCAAGGACACCAGCCAGGCGAGCGUGGACAUGAGGAAGGAUCAUCAGCCCAAUACUGUGGACAUCGUUCCCUUGACGCCGAUGGCUUUGGUUCCCCCAGAGGAGGCUGAGAAGAGAAACAACCCUCUGUUCAGCCGGAAGGGGGAGAUCCUAGCCAGCCGGAAGGAUUUCCGGAUGAACACAUGCACCCCUCAUGCUACUGGAGCCUUUGUGCUGGAACUGGCAGGCCUUUCUCCCACAUGCUUCUUACAGGAAAGGCACCACGAAGGGAACCCCAGCAGAGCAGUAGGAGCACAGUCCUCUGCUCUCAGCGAUGGGAAGGAGCCCGUGCGUCUCAGCACCUGUGGGGCACCCAUCCCAGUGCUGAACUUCUCUGAAGAUGGAGGUGCUGCAGGACCAGAUGACGACGACAACUGUGAGGAUGACUUGCCCGUGGUCCCAGAGGACAAUGUGGAAAUGACUCCAGCUGUCGAUGAACACAUUGAGCCGCAGAGGAGUGCUCCCCAGGCAAAGGGGUAUGUGCUGCGGGAACGAGCCCCUGCUGAGGACCCCAAAGCCCACAUCAAGGAAAUGCUGGAUCCAUGGCAAAGCCUUGACCCCUUUGGUGACUCUGAAGACAAGCCAUUUAAGAAAGGGAGGCCCUUUGUGGUGCCGCACGGCCUGGACGAAGUGGCUGGUAGCAAGCGGAAAAGGAAAGGCCCAAGAAAGCUUCAGGACUUCAUGAAAUGGUUCUCUGCCACCUACAACAACGUAGCUGACGGCAAAAAAAACAGGAGGAAAGGACCAACGUUUGCUGAUCUGGAGGUGCUGUACUGGAAGCAGCUGAAGGAGCGGUUUGCUGCACAGAGGAAGCUGCAGAGGAGAAUGGAGCUGUUCAUUGCCAACUCCCAGAAGUACGUGCAGGAGACAGUGCUGUCCCGGCACAUCCGGGAAUCCUGA